Protobothrops mucrosquamatus (brown spotted pit viper) is the source of this 5178-nucleotide messenger RNA. RefSeq names its product ATP binding cassette subfamily A member 4 (gene ABCA4). Gene Ontology annotation, cellular component: intracellular membrane-bounded organelle; membrane. The annotation marks the transcript as partial. The record is from RefSeq and is a predicted model, not a curated record. Gene Ontology annotation, molecular function: ABC-type transporter activity; ATP binding; ATPase-coupled intramembrane lipid carrier activity. Lineage: Eukaryota; Metazoa; Chordata; Lepidosauria; Squamata; Viperidae. Gene Ontology annotation, biological process: transmembrane transport; lipid transport. The transcript has 35 exons.
AUGAGUUUCUUCAGACAGGUUAGACUUCUUCUAUGGAAAAACUGGAUACUCCGAAAACGGCAAAAACUACGUCUGCUGGUUGAACUUCUAUGGCCUGUUUCUUUAUUUCUUGUGCUGGUAUGGCUGAGGAAAGUUACUCCAGUCUACCACAAACAUGAAUGUCACUUUCCAAAUAAAGCUAUGCCUUCUGCAGGAACUCUGCCAUGGUUACAGGGCAUCUUUUGUAACGUGAACAACCCAUGUUUCAAAAGCCCCACCCGUGGAGAAUCUCCAGGUGUUGUCUCCAACUAUAAUAAUUCCAUUUUAGCAAGAGUAUAUCAAGAUGCUCAAGAGGUAUUGCUUGAAAUCAAUGAAAGAGACUUGCGUGUAUUCUGGGAAGAACUACGAACCAUGACCCAGUUUAUGGAAGCAAUGAGGACCAAUCCUGAAAAGGUUACAGGAAGAGGAAUACGAAUCCAUGAUAUCUUAAAAGAUGGAGAGAAUUUAACCAAGUUCCUGCUUGAAGAUGCAGGCCUUCCUGAUACCGUGGUCUACCACCUAACUAAUGCCGUUGUACGACCUGAACAAUUUGCCUUUGGUGUCCCAGACUUGACUUUGAAAGAUAUAGCUUGCAGCCAGACCUUGCUGAAUCGCUUUAUUAUCUUCCGGAGUCCAAGUGGCUUUCAGGCUGUGCAUAGUGCAAUGUGUGCCCUUUCCCAGGAAAAUUUGCAAAAGGUUGAAGACUCCUUAUAUGCAAAUGUGGACUUCUUUAAGCUUUUCCAUUUGCUUCCCACUGUUUGGGACAAUAAUGCACAAGGUGCUGACCUAGUGCUCUGGGGACGAGUAUUUUCUAAUAUAGCUCAAGCAGUACAAAAGUUAAUUCACAGGCCAAGCGUUCGGGAGGUUUUGUCAACACUCCAGCCACUUCUUCAAGAGGAAGAACCAGCAUCCUUACCGCAAUUGCUAAGAAUUUUAUCUGACCUGUUCUGUGGUUACCCAGAGGGAGAUGGAUCCAGAAUACUCUCUCUAAACUGGUAUGAAGAUAACAACUACAAGGUCUUCCUUGGAAUUGACACUAAAGAAAAGGAAUCCAUUUAUUUUUAUGACAACUCAACCACACUCUUUUGUAAUCAGUUGAUACAAACAAUGGAAUCAAACACUUUAACCAAAAUAAUUUGGAGGACUAUGAAACCAUUGCUAAUGGGGAAAAUCCUCUUUGCUCCUGAUUCACCUACAGUACAGAAGAUACUGAAGAAUGCAAAUUUCACGUUUGAACAACUUGAGCGCUUGAAAUUCUUGACUAAAGCAUGGAAAGAAGUGGGACCUCAACUGUGGUAUUUCUUCAAUGACAGUGUACAAAUGAACAUGAUCCGAGACACUUUGCAAAAUCCUACUGUGAAAAGUUUCUUAAAUGAACAAUUUGGUGGUGAAGGUCUAACUGUGGAAGAUGCUAUCAACUUUCUGUAUAAUGGACCCCCAGAGAAAAGAAAGGAUGAUAUGAGGAACUUUGAUUGGAGGAAUGUCUUCAGUAUGGCCAAUCAGACUUUUCAUAUGGCUUACCAAUACCUGGAGUGCUUGACCCUUGAUAAGUUUGAAGGCCUAGCUAAUGAAACUGACUUGAUUCUUCAUGCUCGCUCUCUUCUGGAGGAAAACAAAUUCUGGGCUGCUGUUGUCUUUCUUGAUGUGGAUGCAAGGGCCAGUCAACUGCCACCUCAUGUGAAAUACAAGAUACGCAUGGAUAUUGAUGCUGUGGAGAAAACGAACAAAAUCAAAGAUAGGUACUGGGAUCCUGGCCCAAGAGCUGACCCAGUGGAUGAUCUGCGCUACAUCUGGGGAGGGUUUGCUUAUCUGCAAGAUAUGAUCGAGCAAGGGAUCAUCAAAACUCAGACCCGUGCUGAUGUGCCUUCAGGGAUAUACCUACAACAAAUGCCCUAUCCCUGCUUUGUAGAUGAUGUCUUCAUGAUUACUUUAACGCGUGCCUUUCCCAUCUUAAUGGUGCUGGCUUGGAUAUACUCUGCUUCCAUGACUGUGAAAAACAUCGUGUUGGAGAAAGAAAUGAGGUUGAAGGAGGCCUUGAAGAACAGAGGAGUCACCAACGGGGUGAUUUGGUUCACGUGGUUUUUGGACAGCUUCCUCAUGAUGACCGUGAGCACAUUUCUCCUGACGGCUCUCAUUACGUAUGGCAAAGUGCUUCGGUACUGCAACCCCCAAGUUCUCUUUCUGUUCCUGUUAACUUUCGCAACCGCCAGCAUCAUGCAAUGCUUUUUGCUCAGCACCUUUUUCUCCAAGGCUAAUCUGGCAGCUGCCUGCAGUGGAGUCAUCUAUUUUACUCUCUACCUGCCCCACAUCCUCUGCUUCAUUUGGCAGGAUUGGCUGCCUCUUAAGAUUAAGAUCAUGGUGAGCUUCCUUUCACCUGUGGCUUUUGGAUUCGGUACAGAAUAUUUAUCACGCUAUGAAGAACAAGGACUUGGAUUACAGUGGAAUAAUAUCCAAAGUAGCCCACUGGAAGGAGAUAAAUACAGUUUCUUGUUGUCUAUGGAGAUAAUGGUUUUUGAUGGCUUUGUCUAUGGAUGGCUUGCUUGGUACUUGGAUAAUGUCUUCCCAGGAGACUAUGGAAUUCCUCGGUCUUGGAAUUUCCCUUUGCAGCGAUCUUAUUGGUUUGGGAAGGCUAAGGAAGCAACAACUGCCAAUUUUUCUUUGUUUCAAGCAAAUCCAUAUUUUGAAGUGGAGCCCUCUGGUUUAAAACCUGGUGUGAGCAUCCAGAAUUUAGUGAAGAUCUAUCCCAAUUGUUCCAAGCCAGCAGUGGAUGGAAUGACGGUUACCUUCUACGAGGGCCAAAUCACCGCUUUCCUUGGCCACAAUGGUGCUGGAAAGACAACUGUUAUGUCUAUCAUUACAGGUCUAUUCCCACCUACAGCUGGAACAAUAUUGAUUGAUGGAAUGGACGUCCAAACACACAUCGAUUCCAUCCAGCAGAGUUUAGGCAUGUGCCCCCAAAACAACAUCUUGUUCAAUCACCUUACUGUUGCAGAACACAUUCAGUUCUAUGCCCGGUUGAAAGGAAGAAGCAAAGCAGAGGCAAAACUGGAAAUGGAAAAGAUCCUGGAAGACAUUGGCCUACCACAGAAAAGGAAUGAAGAGGCUCAAAAUCUGUCAGGUGGCAUGCAACGGAAACUAUCUAUUGCCAUUGCUUUUGUGGGUGAAGCAAAAGUAGUAGUUCUAGAUGAGCCUACAUCUGGAGUGGAUCCAUACUCCAGACGCUCUAUUUGGGAUCUCCUUCUGAAAUACCGCUCAGGCAGAACCAUCAUACUGUCUACCCAUCACAUGGACGAGGCCGAUAUCCUUGGAGAUCGCAUUGCCAUCGUUUCCCGAGGAAAGUUGCACUGCUCAGGAUCGCCCGUUUUCUUAAAGAACUCCUUUGGAUCAGGCUUUUAUCUCACCUUGAUUCGCAAGAGGAAAAGUGUUGAAAAUGGUCUAAAGAAUGAAGUAAGUGGAUCCAAGUGUUCCUGUUCCUGCUCCAGCUGCUGUGCAUCUGUAGACAAAGGGGGUAGUGUUGAAGAGGAGCUAGAGGGUAAUGUGAAUGAACUGAAUGAAAUUAUCCACCAUCAUGUUCCAGAGGCCCAGUUAAUUGAAAGAAUUGGUCAGGGACUUGUCUAUCUUCUACCAAAUAAGAAUUUUAAAGAACGAGCCUAUUCCAGUCUUUUCAGAGAAUUAGAGGAAACCCUGGCUGACGUGGGGCUCAGCAGUUUUGGGAUCUCAGAUACACCGCUUGAAGAGGUUUUCUUGAAGGUUACAGCUGAGGCUGACCUUGGAAUACCCAAUACAGGUAUAUAUUCCAUGAUCACAUCUCCGAAAGCCAAAGUUGUUGUGAAAAGUCUCCCAUAUUUUAAUACUACAAAUUUAGCUGCUAAUUCCGGAGCUGCACAGGAGAAUGCUUUUGCUGGGGCCAAAGAAGGAAUCUCCCAAAGAGCUUCAACAAACAGUUGUGCUCCUCUGGAUGGAGAUAAGGAUGAUGGAAAAGGAUCUUGGCAAAAUAAAGGUGGCCGGCUUAUACUUCAGCAGAUUAAAGCUCUUCUCAUCAAACGUUUCCAUCAUACCACCCGUAGUAUCAAAGACUUCUUGGCUCAGAUUGUUCUACCUGCUAGCUUUGUGUUGCUGGCUCUGAUACUUACAGUCAUCAUCCCUCCAUUUGGUGAAUAUCCCAGUGUAACACUCCACCCUUGGAUCUAUGGACAUCAGUUUACUUUCUUCAGCAAUGAACGGCCUGGCAGUGAACAAAUGGUUUCUCUUAGUGAUGCCUUUUUAAAGAAACCAGGAUUUGGAAAUCGUUGCUUGAAGAAAGAACCCCUUCAUAACUACCCUUGCAUUGCUACAUCGAUGGCCUGGAGGACACCGCCUGUCCCUUACCAUCUGUCUGCUCUUUUUCGGAUUAACACAUGGAGUCCUGACAACCCCUCACCUGCGUGUGAAUGCAGCACUAGGAAGAAACUCACCAUGCUACCAGAGUGUCCACUGGGAGCAGGUGGUCUUCCUCCACCACAGAGGGUUCAGCAUAGUACAGAAAUUCUUCAGGAUCUCACUUACCGAAAUAUUUCUGAUUUCUUGGUGAAAACAUACCCCACUCUAAUAAGAAGCAGCUUAAAGAGUAAAUAUUGGGUCAAUGAGCAAAGAUAUGGAGGAAUUUCCAUUGGAGGGAAACUUCCAAUGCUGCAUAUUACUGGAGACCAAAUUGUUGAUUUUAUGAGGGACCUUGGUCGAAUGAUGAAUAUAACAGGGGGUGAAACAACAAUGACUGUCGCUAAAGAAAUGUCAGCUUUUCUUAAAUAUAUGGAAACUGAACACAAUAUUAAGGUGUGGUUUAACAAUAAAGGCUGGCAUGCUAUAGUCAGUUUUCUCAACGUAGCCAACAAUGCAAUUCUGAGAGCCAAUCUGCAACAAAAUAGAGAUCCAGAAGAAUAUGGGAUAACUGCUAUUAACCAUCCACUGAACCUCACUAAGGAUCAGUUGUCUGAAAUCACUGUGCUGACCACCUCAAUAGAUGCUGUUGUUUCCAUCUGCGUGAUUUUUGCCAUGUCUUUCAUCCCAGCAAGCUUUGUCUUAUAUCUGAUCCAAGAACAAGUGACAAAAGCCAAGCAUCUCCAGUUUGUCAGUGGUGUGAGCCUUUUUGUUUACUGGUUCACCAAUUUCCUUUGGGACAUA